This is a messenger RNA of Diatraea saccharalis (sugarcane borer), 1272 nucleotides long. Lineage: Eukaryota; Metazoa; Arthropoda; Insecta; Lepidoptera; Crambidae. The record is from the annotation of a GenBank genome assembly.
AUGUCUCGUAAUAGAUGCGACGGAUUAUUAGCCCGAGUAGAUUUUCCUCUCUACACCCUUCAAACGCUUACAAAUAGACAUGUAAUCGUAGCAGGUGGUGGAGGUGCUUCAAAUACGGGUGUGCAUAAUGGAUUCGAAAUAUUUGAGCUCUCGCACAAUGGAACCAGAUUUGUGGCUGAAGAGGUGAUGCGACAUGAAACUGGCCCAAAUGUAGUGAUGACCUGUGCUGUGCGCAACCUACAGAACCGGACAUACUUGACAGCGGGUCAGGAGAGUCACUGCCAGUUAUAUAAAAUAAAUAUGAAAAUGGUUGAUGCAGCUGAAAUGAGGAGAGGUAGUUUUCGUGCUGAAAAUGGACUUGUGAGAAGAAGAAGACGUACGGUUUCUGAAAAUGACAAUAUCUCAAAGACAGACCGAAAUAGCAAUACUAUGGAGAAAAGAAUAUCAUUUGAAAUAAGGCCCUGUGAUAGUGUACAAACAGAUUUCAGUGACGACCCCUUGUUACGUGUGGUGAGGGUCAGUCAUAAUGGCAAGUUGAUGGCAACUGGUGGCUUUGACACAAAAGUGAGGGUUUGGUCAUUCCCUAAAAUGGAACUGCUAUAUGUUCUGGAAGGUCAUUCUAAAGAGCUUGACGAUUUGGACUUUAGCCCGUGUGACAAGCAGCUAGUGAGUAUAGGCAAAGACGGGCAGGCGCUGGUGUGGUCCAUGACUGGUGCGCGGGAGCCGCUAUUAAAGAUCACUUGCCAACCGCCCAAUGGAAACAAAUAUCUCUUCCGAAGGUGUAGGUUCGGCAUGGUGGAGGACAGAGAGGGCGAGCACCGCAUGUUCAGUAUCGCGAACCCCCUGUCGCGGUCGGGGCGGCAGCGCGGGCUGCUGCAGGCGUGGGACAGCGCGGGGCGGCUCGUGCGCGUGCGCGCCGCGGGGGAGGCGCUGUCCGCGCUCGCCGUGCGCGACGACGGCCGCUACGUGGGCGUCGGCACCAUGUACAGCGGCUCCGUCGAUAUAUACGUCGCCUUCAGUCUGCAGCGGGUGCUCCACGUGAAGAACGCCCACAUGAUGUUCGUGACGGGCCUGGAGUUCCUGCCGGUGCGGGGCCGCGGGCCCGGCCUGCACAGCCGCUCGGACGCCGCGCUCCUCUCCAUCUCCGUCGACAACUGCCUCUGCGUGCACAGCCUGCCGCCGCGCAGUACCGUACCUGCCUGGGUUGCCAUCAUCCUAAUUGUUUUCGUACUAUUCUGUACCUUUAGUUUAUGUUCAUAUCUGGGCAUAUAA